AUGGAUAAUUUUAAUAAUUAUAGAUUUAUAUUUCGACAUUUAUCUUCUCAUCAAAUUACUAUUUUAUCAUCAUCUACUGUAGCAAAAUUAAUUGUACAUAAUUCAACAAUGAAACCAAGAAAUGAAACGAUUGUAAAUACUCAAUCAAUUAGUUCGUCGUCAUCAUUUUAUUUAGAAUUACAAAUUGAUCGUUGUGAUUUAAAUGAUUCUCCAUUUCUUUUAUCUUUAACUAAAAAAUUGCCUCAUAUUGUCAUAUGGCGUAGCGGUCGUUGUGAAACGAUUCGAGAUAUUCUUGUUCUUUCUAUAAAUGGUUGA
Molecule: messenger RNA, 315 nt
Organism: Adineta steineri
Lineage: Eukaryota; Metazoa; Rotifera; Eurotatoria; Adinetida; Adinetidae
Source: the annotation of a GenBank genome assembly